Eruca vesicaria subsp. sativa (arugula) is the source of this 608-nucleotide messenger RNA. NCBI's taxonomy places the organism in Eukaryota, Viridiplantae, Streptophyta, Magnoliopsida, Brassicales, Brassicaceae. The record is from the annotation of a GenBank genome assembly.
AUGGGCCGACUCCACUCUAAAGGUAAGGGAAUCUCAGCUUCUGCUUUGCCCUAUAAGCGAUCACCACCAUCUUGGCUCAAGACAACCUCCCAAGAUGUUGAUGAGUCCAUUUGCAAGUUUGCGAAGAAGGGUUUGACUCCAUCUCAGAUUGGUGUCAUUCUUCGUGACUCUCACGGUAUCCCUCAGGUGAAGAGUGUUACCGGAAACAAGAUUUUGAGAAUCUUGAAAGCUCAUGGUCUUGCUCCUGAGAUCCCUGAGGAUCUGUAUCACUUGAUCAAGAAAGCAGUUGCCAUCCGCAAGCAUCUUGAGAGGAACAGGAAAGACAAGGACUCCAAGUUCAGGUUGAUUCUUGUGGAGAGCAGAAUCCAUCGUCUUGCUCGUUACUACAAGAAGACCAAGAAGCUCCCACCCGUCUGGAAGUAUGAGUCUACCACCGCAAGCACCCUUGUGGCUUAAGGAAACAUAGAGUAGGUCAAAGUUCUUUAUGAGCGACCAUUUCAUUUGCAGCAUUGCAAACCAAGUAAUCUAUGACAAUGGACUUUGUAUCUGUUUUCUCUAGUUUUUGAUGUGAUACAACUUACAAUUCGAUUUUGAAUUUAAUGAAAACU